AUGGCUCCGAUCAACGUUGAUGUCGUAAACGGUAGCAAGGUCGAGUCUUCUGCUAAAAAGUCUCUACCUGAAGUGGAAACCGAUAGUAAUGGACAGGAACACAAGAGGUACUCUUAUGAGACGUUGGUGGAGAUUGCGAACUUCCUGCUCGCAAAGACUUCGGUGAGACCUACAAUAGGAGUUAUAUGCGGCUCUGGGAUGGGUUCGUAUUGGAACGAGGGAUCCUUAGCUGAAACGAUAAAGGAUGCGCAAUGUAUUCCAUACGAGGAAAUCCCAAAUUUCCCGGUCAGUACAGUGGAAGGGCAUCAUGGACGCUUGGUUUUUGGUUAUCUCGCUGACGUCCCAGUAGUUGCUAUGCAAGGUCGUUUCCACUAUUAUGAAGGCUAUCCACUUUGGAAGUGCUGCUUACCAAUUAGAGUAAUGAAACUUCUUGGGGUACAAACCCUCAUCGCCACAAAUGCAGCUGGCGGCCUUAAUCCCAGUUACAAAAUCGGCGAUAUUAUGAUUGUUAAAGACCACAUCAACAUGAUGGGUUUCGCUGGAAACAACCCUUUACAUGGACCGAACGACGAAAGAUUCGGACCCAGAUUUCCACCUAUGAGUAAGGCCUACAAUUGCGAGUACAGGAAAAUUGCUAAAGAGGUUGCGAAGGAACUAAACAUAGAAAAUCUUGUAAAGGAAGGCGUGUAUACGUGUUUGGGGGGUCCUAAUUUUGAAACGGUAGCUGAAUUGAAAAUGUUGAAAAUGGUAGGAGUCGACGCUGUAGGCAUGUCCACCGUACAUGAGGUAAUAACAGCGAGACAUUGCGACAUGAAAGUUUUUGGUAUGUCCUUGAUUACGAAUGAGUGCGUAACUAGCUAUGACUUGGAUGCUGAACCCAAUCACGAGGAGGUCUUAGAUGUAGGGCGUAUGCGACAGGAUAUACUCCGUAAAUAUGUAACACUAUUAGCAGAAAGAUUUGCAAAGGUCAAGUCAAACGAAAAGCCUUGAAACUAGAUGUUUUAAAAGUGCGUUACACACCAUAGCAGUACCAAACUGAAACAAAUUGAAGUCACUUGACAUUUCAAAAUAUAGGUAUACAGAUAUGUGUUUGUAUCCAUUAAAAUAAUAAUACAGCUCAUAAAGUAAAAUAGAGGUGUAUAAUUCCCCAAAUGAAAGAUUAAAAAAAAAAACCACUGGGAUAACUUUUUUUGUAUUUUUUCUGUUUAGUAAAACUAUUUUUGGGUUUUUACUUUGAGUCUAGUACUACUCAAUAUCAAUAAAAAAAUAUAUUUUUAACAAGAACAAAUCCAAGAAAACUAUGAAUCAUUAUAUUUUUAUUAUAUACAUGUAAAUUUUUGUAUACCUGACAAUAAAUUAAUCUUAGGUAUGUCGCAUGAACAAUUGAACAAAUAAUUUUCAAUUAGAACAUAUUUCAUUAUGUUUGUAACUUUAUUAUAUUUUAAGUACGUAAUUUAUUCAGGAAUAUGUAGUUAAUCCAAAAUUGUUAGUUAAAUAAAUUGAAGUUUUAAUUAUUAUUUAAUAAUAAAAUAAUAAAUAUUUUACUUGGAUGAAUGUGUAAAUUUUUACUGUAAUUUUAAUACUUUAGCGUAAAACUUUACUACCGGUGAUGGGUCUGUAAUACUCUGUAAUUCCAAAUCCAACACCCGAAAAGUGCAGUGUCGACUGACUCUCUAUCAGUCGGGUAAUUGAUCUUAACGGAGUUGCAGUUUGUCAUUGGUCAUACAAAUUUGUGACAGAUGCCUGUCUGUAUCUCUCGGCGUUAUUUGGGACUAAAUUACUUCCUAUUAAAAUAUUUUUUUAAAUUCAAAA
Molecule: messenger RNA, 1812 nt
Organism: Melitaea cinxia (Glanville fritillary)
Lineage: Eukaryota; Metazoa; Arthropoda; Insecta; Lepidoptera; Nymphalidae
Product: purine nucleoside phosphorylase-like
Exons: 6
Coding region: 1-990 (329 amino acids)
Biological process (GO): nucleoside metabolic process
Cellular component (GO): cytoplasm
Molecular function (GO): purine-nucleoside phosphorylase activity
Source: RefSeq, a predicted model, not a curated record